This is a messenger RNA of Aplysia californica (California sea hare), 8213 nucleotides long. RefSeq names its product vacuolar protein-sorting-associated protein 25. Gene Ontology annotation, molecular function: protein homodimerization activity; structural molecule activity. Gene Ontology annotation, biological process: protein transport to vacuole involved in ubiquitin-dependent protein catabolic process via the multivesicular body sorting pathway. NCBI's taxonomy places the organism in Eukaryota, Metazoa, Mollusca, Gastropoda, Aplysiida, Aplysiidae. The coding region runs from base 58 to 585 and encodes 175 amino acids. The record is from RefSeq and is a predicted model, not a curated record. Gene Ontology annotation, cellular component: ESCRT II complex. The transcript has 6 exons.
AAGCAAAGUACGGAUCAUCCGCCAUCAUCACCAAAACGAAAACAAUCAAAUUCCAAGAUGGCUGACUUUGACUGGCCCUGGCAGUACAAGUUCCCCCCGUUUUUCUCGAUUCAGCCAAACAUUGAGACGAGGAAGAAGCAGCUGGAAGCAUGGUGUACUCUAGUGUUGACCUACCAGAAGCACAUGAAGCAAUACAAUCUCGAUGUGAACGAGGCACAGAAUUCCGAGUUAUUCUACAACAAGCAGUUGAAUCGCCGAUUGAACUUGGAUGCCAUGUACACAGUUCUGGAGGAGCUAAGGAAGAGAGGUAACUUGGAGUGGAAGGACAAGAACCGCUCAGCCUGUACCCUAAUGUGGCGUUCACCUGCAGAAUGGGGCAACAUGAUUUACAGCUGGAUCUCUUCACGAGCAAUGAACAAUACAGUAUGCACUCUGUUUGAAUUAUCAGAGGGUGAGGACAGCGUGGGACAAGAUUUCCAUGGACUAGACAAGGGAAUUUUACUUCGAGCUCUGAAAUCUCUUGAGGCAGAAGGAAAGGCAGAAGUUAUAGACUUUGAUGGGAAUGAAGGUGUAAAGUUCUUUUGAUACUAGUGUUAUGAUAAUUAUGAUUCGUAAAUGUGAGUGUAAGAUCUCCGGUGAUCUUUUUGGCAUGUGUGUACUGUUCCACGGGUGUUGAGUAAGUGUGAAAAGGGAGAGAUUUGAAAAUAGUUCUUUUGUCAUACUUUUGAUAAAGAGGUAUAAGUGUGCUUUUUUAAAAAAUUUAUUGUUCACUGCAGGCUUAAUGAGAUUGAGCUGCCCAGUUGUUGGGCAUUUAAUCUAUCUUCAGGUAAAUUCUCUUUAAAAUUAGGUAGCAUUAGGAAAUCAUUCGUCGCUCUGUUGUUAUUUAAUAUGCUCCUGUGGGUGGUUGGCGGGUGCUCUGGUGUAGUUUGCUUCUUCUUUCAGUGAAAAAAGUAACCAUCUAUCUUUUACCCUUUGAGAGGCGCUUUAUUUUGCUGUGUUCGUUCCCCCAGGGGCGCGUUAAUUUUGAGAAAUUAGUGAAAAUUCAGGUGGGUUAUCAUAAAUCCUUAUAACUUCAUUAUUUUUCAAGAUAAGACAACAAACCAUGCAUCAAUGAACUGGUAAUCGAAUACAGAAAACAAAUGUUGUAAAAAAUUUCAUAGCUGUAUUUGGACUUACAUUUCGCAGUUCGUUUUUCAGUCUGUUUUUGUCUGUGAGUUACUCCCGGGAGGUUACAGUCAAAUUCCUCGUAGUGUGAUAAAGUUUCAAACAGCCAGGGACACACAGGGCUACAUCACAUUUUGUGCACUGGUAGGCAGUCUGUUUUCCCUUGAAUCCAGUCUUGUCUGCCCUAUUUUCAUAGCACUCCGAACAGUUUCGCAUUGGGGGUUUCCGCUUUGCACCUGGUUUUGGUGUGAAGUAAUCUGGGGUGUGACCAGAACUGGGUACAAGUCGUUGGAGACCGUUUGCAGACUUCCUGCCCCUCCCUGAGGGUUCUGGAUGGCUGGAACUUUCAAUAAUUAGCUGCUUGAUGAUCUCCAUCCUGAAUUCAUAAUGGUUGAGGGGCUGGGGCACAGUUGUACGGUAUGAAAUGUGCAGAUUGCAGUCAUCAGCAAAUGGAAAAAAAACGUUUUUCCACCUCUUCACAGAUUUCCUCACACGGGAGUACUUUUUUAGAAUUUGGUCAGAAGUAUCUACACCUCCCAUGUGCUUUAUAUAGUCCUCAAUGCUCUCAGGUUUUGUCAGCAGUUCUCUUGGGAAUAGUGACCUGAGUGCCGAAGUGAAUAGUGCUGAGCAUGUAGACAUCACGCUUAUCAUGGUACCUCAGGGCAAAUAAAUUAUCCCAUUAAUGAAAUACUGGUUCAGGUUGUCUAAGCCUGAUGUUAGUAGAAGCUUUCACGGCUUCUGGGACUUCUUUCCUAUAUGAUCUGAGGGUCCCACACGCGCCAGUGCCACAGAAGUAGAGUUCAUCAAAUACUUCUGGGCUCACAGAGUAGUUAUCUAAAUAAAUGUGGUUGCCCUUGUUCAAUAAGCCACAGUAAGCCAGAAGCCCCACCACAGUCUUUGUAGUGACCCCACUGUCUUCUGGUAAUUCCACCAACUUAUGGUAGAAGUCCAUAGCGUUAUUGCCUGUGUAAACACGCAUACCGAGAACAUAGCUCGUGUCAGCUUCACAUGCCUCGGAAAUCUUUAUUCCAAAUUUGUAGGUUUGGCUGGGUUGUACACUUUGAAUCUUAGUCUCCCUUUCCAGGGGCAUGUUGCCUCAUCAAAACUGAUGUUUUGAUAUGGUGAAUUAAAUAAAAAGUUUCUUCACAUGAGAUUGUCAUGUAGUACUCACUGGAAAUGGCUCUUUGCAGGAUAAUAAUAAUGAUAAAUGACAUAUAUAUUUGUAACGAGAAGCUUCUCUCCACGUCUGCGGAGGUGCAUGUCUAAAAAAUGUAGAUUAGGUCUAAAUACAAAAUAAAAAAUUCAAUAUCUGAAAAGUGGUUAUAAUAAAGAAAUAAAAGAGCCUUGAUCGUUUCUUCCGACUGCGACCUGCGCCUACAAUUAACCAGCAGUUUGUAGAGAGAGAAUCUUCUCUCCACGUCUUCUGAGGUGCACGUCGAAAAAAUGUAGCGCAAAGCCACACCAGAAAGGGAUGGCACGACAUCUUUUACUGACUUCCAGAAAAACCCUACGUUUACAACAACCCCAUAUGUUGAGGCACUCACUGCCUGAGGGGCCGGUGAUGUGACGUACCGCGUCAACUCCUCAGGUGCAAUGUCAGCCAGGCCAGGGAUGUGCUGGUACUCCUGCUCGCCUGAGGGCAUCAAAACAACUUUUGCUGGGUCAAAGAGUCUUAGUUCUUUUAGGAAAUCUAUCCCAGGUUGACCCUCCAGAGUUAAAUACUUUGCUACCAUGGCUGAUGUCCCAAUGUAGGCCUCUAAAAAGAGUUUCCGCAGCCCCUCCUUUUGAUCUGGCAUCAUUCCUGUUGUGAAGAACUGAGAGGCCUCAGCGUUGGAGACACCAGCUUCCCCCAUACAUGAAUUCCAGCUCAUCCAAAGAGCUCCAUGAGAAAAAUAUCUGAAAAAGAAGAAAAAAAAUUUUAAUCUUCUGAUUUGGAAAAGACCAGUACUAAAAAAAAAGAGAAAGAAAUUCCAUCACUCCAUACAAUGGAUUUUCGUGAAUGUAAUAUUGCAUUGUUCGCUUGUAAUAAUACAACAUUCAUUUCGCGCAAAUCCGCAUUACAUGCGCUUUUUUUACAUAAUGUUCAUGAAAAACAUGCAUACACACAUCAUACAUGCACAUUCUAAUAAUAUAUAUAUGCAGUUCCACAUUCACUCUACGUUCAUUAAAAAAUAACAGACUAAAUCAGUGCAAAAUAUUGCAUACACUCUUUCUCACUAAUAAUGGGAAACAAUUGAGACUCCUAUCAAUGUGAAAAGGGCCUUAAUUACAAAUAAAACAAAUUACAGUGGAAUUCUGAUAUCGACACUUUGAUUAUUGAAUGCACUCUGACUCUGAUGAUCUUCCAACUCUUGUAAGCAAAAUCAAUGUAGUAUAGAUAAACUUUCGAGAAAAGUCUUUACCUUUCAGCAUCAUCGGAUGAUUCGUCGACCAUCACGGCAACAGGCUUUCCGCUUAGCUCCUGUUUCACCUGCUCCUUUCUCCCAGCAAACUCUUUUGGGAGGUACUCUCUACGAAGCUGUUGUACACUUGGGAUAGCACCCCCAUUCACGACCCUGUCAUUGAGGAAACGCCUUGCAGCAGUGUGGUCCGUCUUGCUCAGGGGAAUAUUCACAGCAGCACACACACCCACCCUUUCCUUGCAAAUAUCGUUCGGUUCUGAGAAAUCAAUUUCAUCAAAUAUAAGAGUCACUCUCGAAGAAGACUUAUAUGAUCUAGCUAAUAUGGGCCAAUUUCAAAAGCCUGUAUCAGUUAUAAUGCCUUUUCUAUUGAGCAUCUAUCAUGUCCACCCCCAUGACGCGCAAGGUUUCUCAUGCCUCACACGUGUCCAUUCAGUGACAUGUUAUCAAGUGUCCCAUACUGCUCAAAAGUCUAAGAGUGGUAGAAAUCUGGCCAAAUCCCAACAAACCCUUCCGCAGAAAGGUCCACCAACUAGACCUAUCUCUAUCAAGAUCUAACAACAAUCACAGAUUGAAGUCUAGAUGACUCUUGAUCUACAACAGAUCUAGGUUAUUCCAUUUUAGUAGCGCGCAUCAUGCCAGACCAGUCACCAUUAGUUUACCUAAUAAUAGUAGAUCUAUUGGUAAGCCCUUUACUCUUUUGACUAUGAUUUUAAAAAUAUCUUCUGGCAUGCAAAACCUACAGCUAUUUUUUAGGCUUAUAAUUUGGAUAUUUAUCUUUAAAAAGUGGAUUAUUGGGCUUUAGAUCUAUAUCGUCAAAUAAUAGAUAGAGUCUAUACUAGAUAUAAAGAAUAAGAAGAGUAGGCCUAAGAAGUAAAAGUUUGGGUCAGGGUUUAGACAAGUAUUUUACAAAGAAUAACCAGGGUUUUGGAUAGGAUGGGAACAAUAGUGGGUGUUGUACGCAACAUUUACUUCUAGAUCUAUAAUUUAAAAUCACAAUAAUAGACGUACCUUGUGCAGAGAUGGUACUCGGAGUCUUCGAGACAUUCCCUUAAGUCCUUUGUUUCUUUGUUGGUCCUCCCUCAACAGACUGCUCGGCCACCCGCUUCACUGCUUUCUUGUGUUUGUCCGUGUCUAGAUGCUUUCGGACUGAGGACUUCCUCGAGUGGUCCACAUCCAGGUUGCAGGGGGGCAAAACAGUUUGUCCCCUGACACAUGCCUUAGGUCCUUAAAGUCUCGCUGACGUUGGAACAGGUGUGACCAUCGUGGUGUAUUGACUACAUUUGGCGGUCUUCUUGAUAAAUUGAUCCAUGUCUAGAUUAGAUCUACCCUCCAAAAUCCUCCAAGCCUAGAUUUAAAGUCUUUUUACCUGUCCAAAUGAAUGGUCCCUCUCUCUCUCAACAAUCGGUUUCCUCAACAUGCAAACAGGUCACAGGACUAAGUGAAGACAAAGGAAGUGGUAGAUCUAUUUCUGGUACGAAUUGUUUCCCCUGGCAUCGUUAUUUUUACUCAUGGAAGAAUGUUUUGUGAAAUUGUAUUAUUAUUUUCCAAAUUUUUGCGGAAAAUCGGAUGAAAUUCGCGAACUCACGAAAAUGGCAAAAGUUGCCGCUCGCAACUUGUGGGUUUUGCGCGCAAAUUCCUCUGAGGACAGCCUAGUACCACACUCGUUCUAUAUGUUUCAGGCGCUGUAAUUUGAGAGCAGGUGGAAAGCCACAGCGAUUGACUGUCCCUGUGAAGAUGUAUGUCCUGUGUGCUUGCGAGUAUUUGAUAAGGUCCAUGGAGACAUAAAAUCUUUCACUGUGUGUGUAAUGUCCAGCACUAAGUGGGCACUUAAGUUCUUCAAGCACCUUCACGGCAUGUGGAUCUGAUUUAUCCAGGUGUACACUGAAAGAAGUUUCACUACCAACAUGAAUGAGGAGAUUCACUACGUACCUUGUCUCACUGUUGACAAGUCCGAAGACUUUGACAUGAUAUUUGUGUGGCUUUGAUGGGUUGUACUGUUUGUAUUGCCACCGCCCUGUCCCGCAUACUAUCAUUUCAUCAAGAGAUAUGUCUUUUCCUGGGUAAUAUGCGCUCAGAAAACUGUUCAGGACACAGAGUUUACAAAUGGCACUCAUAUGACCUUAUGCAGUUGCGAGCGCCGUAAAACCCUCUACAAUUUAAAAAAAAAAAUUUUUUUAAAAGAGUUCACAAAAGGUUCAAUCUUGUCUUUGCCUUCUGCUGUCGCUGUGCUCGAACAGUGAAGCAUCUUGAGGUAUUUGUGAAAAAAAGAAAAUUUCUGUUCAUAAAAUUGAACAAACAAUUGUCAUUUGAUGUGAUACUUGUGAGGCUUCGCCUGGUUGUAUUGUUUGUUAACAAAUCUGCCCUUGAACCCGAUGAUCAUCUCAUCAAUGCUGAGGUCUUGGAAUGGGUAAAAAGCAGUUUGAAAUUUUGUUAUCAGUUUAUGAAUGGCCCAGUCUUCUCUUUACCCUGAGCACCAGCUGCACCUGCAUGGAGCAUUGUGUGAUAGAGUGCGAGAAACAGGUCUGGUGGAAUCACGGCGUGUACCAUUGAGACAGUGUUUUCCUAAAUUAAUCUCUUAUGCGUGGCCUCUUGUCCAUACCCACAACGAUCAUGACCAACAGGAAUCGGAGAAAUUCUUCUCGUUUGAUGGGUGUCCAGUUAAUCUAAAGCGUGCGCCGUCUGGGAGGAUUGUUUAGUCGAUCCUUUAGACGUCCAUAGCCAUUGACGGGUGUAACCAGUCCUUGAAAACACAUCACAUUUGGGGCUACUCAUGUUAGAAAAUUGUUUUUCAUUCCUAUUUCUGCUCUAGUGCAAACACAAGUUGACACGUCGAUUUCCUCACCAAUAUUAGUCUUACUGGCUGACACGUCCUUUUUACUCUUUGUAGCAGAAAUGCAUUCGAUGGAGGCAAAGGUUGUCUCUCACUAAGUCAAGUGGUGUGAUAAAUAAAAGAGUAGACAAAGGUGGAAUGAUCUCAAUGUAUCUAGAUUGUGUCUUCGGGGAGUAUAAACUAUGACUGGAUGUGUUAAUACAGCUGAGAGUUCAUAGGGAGUCAGUUGUUUGCACGCAGGUAUACGUUACAUUGCUUAGGUUGAACUUGAUUUGAAUUUGAAUGUAUUUUUUUUACCUUGAAUUUCAAUGCCCUAGUCAUUUUUCAUUGGUUUCUUGGGUUUUUACUCGACCUGCAAAAUGUACAUGGCUAAAGUUGUAUAUUGAUGUGUUCAAAUUUUCAAUUGGUUCUUAGAGUAAAAAAUAUUAGUGGUUGCAAGAUUGUUCAGAAUAUAUAUAGAAGUAGAAGAAAUUGUACGUUCUUAUUUGAUGGGUAUGUCAGUUUGCAUACAGAGAUGAAGCUGUUAAGAUAUCCAAUAAAAACCUGUUUUGCAAUGUACAUUUCUGUUUCAGUAGGUUUUUAAAAGAUUUGUAUACUUGUAUAAUGUAAUGCAGAACAUUUGAUUUUGUCAUAAUGAUUUUGAAGGGCUGUUGGUGCUCUGUUAAUGUGUGGUUGGCGGGUGCUCUGGUAUGGUUUGUUUGCUCUCUCUUUCCUACCAAACAUCUCUUGUCCUUAUCUCUCCUCUUUUUUUCAAAUAUAUGUUACUAUCCAGUAACACCCCUAAUUUUUGGCACUUUUAUGACCUAAUUGUGACGCAGUGCCAUAAAAUUCUUCUUAAACUAACAUUUUGUUUUUGUUUUGUUUUUAUUUCAUAAUAGUGGAACAAUAUAAGAUGUGGCUGUCUGAAGUCGGAAGUUGUUUGCAGUUACAAUUGUUAAGACAAACCAUUAUAGUGCCAACUUUGUGUUGUUGUAAGCUUUAACUCAGCGUAACUGUACAGAGAAUACAAUCUGAGAAAUAUUGCAUUCUAUUGUACAUGAGAGUCCACUCAAAUCAGAAUCUGCAAGACUGCCGUUUGUUUUUUUCAGUUUAGCUGGGUUUUCAGUUUAGAUACUUUGCUUAAAUUAUAGACCAAAAAAAAUCAGAUAUUUUUUUAAAUUUCAGUUUACUGCUGUUUUUGGGUUAAUGGAGUUCAGUUUAACCCUAUCCAUACGUCCUGUUUAACUGUCGUAUCCAUACGACGUGGGGAACUCUGUGCCACCACUUUCCAAAGAGGAAAUUUACUCGUUUAUCCGAUCGGUACACUUUGCAUAGCAGUCUGUCAAAAUGAUUUUUUGAGAAAUACUGAAUCUAAAAGUAUUCUAAAAUGUGAAGAAUAUGACCCCAGGAUGUAUGGUUAGGGUAAAGCAAUUCCACUGUAUUUGAAGUUCUUGCUCAGUGUAACAUUAAGUCAAGUUAAGCACUAAAACACCUCAUAAUAAAGCAAUAAAGAUAAGGCUUCUACUUGAAACUUGAUCUACUUCUGCUAAGACUAAGACACUACGGGGUGGAUCCCCUCUUGUUUUUAUGCAUUCUUGAACAUAAACUGAAGUUAAGGAGUAAACUACUUUGUACAGAUUAAUCUAACCCUUGAUGUUUCAUGGCUGGUUCAUGUCCAUAUAUGUAAAUACAAACAGACACACGUCUUUUUUUCUGGCCUAUUUGCUUAAUUAAUUAAUCAUAAUGUUGGUGAGAGAAUGAGACUGUUGUUUCUUUACCCAAUGUUGGUCACUUUUAGUAACUUUGGGUCAAUAAACUUUGUUUAUGAUAUGACAUAA